Molecule: messenger RNA, 1074 nt
Organism: Penicillium cinerascens
Lineage: Eukaryota; Fungi; Ascomycota; Eurotiomycetes; Eurotiales; Aspergillaceae
Exons: 1
Coding region: 1-1074 (357 amino acids)
Biological process (GO): protein N-linked glycosylation
Cellular component (GO): mannan polymerase complex
Molecular function (GO): alpha-1,6-mannosyltransferase activity
Source: RefSeq, a predicted model, not a curated record
AUGGCUCGCUACUCUCAUUACUUACUGGCACUGUUGUUCGCAUUCGUUGUAACACUGUUUUGGUUAUCAUGGGGCCUGAAAUCUUCCGUCCCGACAUUGGGACUCACUUUCGAUUCAGCAUCGUGUGUCCUUAACGACAAUGCCAUCACGGCAAACCUUUCAUUUCAACCUUUCAUCUCCCCCGACGACAUUGACGAAGCCUUCGCGGGCUCCGCAGCAUAUCGACUCCCCGCGAUUAAAAGCAAAGAACAGCUGGAGUCAACUAUAUUCCCCACAAAGCUAUGGCAAAAAUCCGGCAAUCACGGAAUCGACGAUGCGCGCCGUAACGACGCCAAGUCAUGGCAGAUUCAAACACCCGGCCUCCGACACGAAAUCCUCACUGACGGCAGCGGAGACCAAUACAUGCGCGAACAAUACGCCGACUACCCCGAACUCCUCAAUCUAUACCUCUCCCUACAAGUCCCAAUCCUCAAAGCCGAUUUCCUCCGUCAAUUAAUCCUCUUCAACGACGGUGGAAUCUGGAGCGAUCUCGACGUGACAUGCCACGCACCGAUCGACACCUGGAUCCCAGAGCAAUACCGAAACAAAACAAAUCUCGUGGUCGGGCUUGAGUUCGACGGCUCCCAGUUUGCCAGCUGGACCGUCAUGGCUAAGCCCAGGACCAGCCACGUUGCCAGUGUUCUUCGAUAUAUCGUUUCCCAGCUCGAGAAGUCUGCAGUCGACUAUAACACGACUAUUUCCGGCCUCACGAUGCAGACCAUCAGCGAUGUGGUGGACGUUACCGGGCCCCAGGCGAUGACCAGGGGUAUCAUUCAGAGCCUGGAGAGGGAAACGGGUCUUCCGGUUGGCCGGCCUAACAUUUCGAACCUUCAUGAGCCUGUCUUGUUGCAGGAUGUGCUCGUACUACCUAAUGCGGCUUUUGCCGCUAUGCAGGGUGGCUGGCCGACGGAUAGAGGCCCGUAUCUUGUCGAACAUCACUACGCUGGUUCGUGGAAAAAUGACAAGGGCGGCGAGGAGAAGGCAGAAGAAAAGGCUGAGGAGAAGGCCGAGGAGAAGGAGGAGGAGUUGGCAUAG